Molecule: messenger RNA, 1100 nt
Organism: Procambarus clarkii (red swamp crayfish)
Lineage: Eukaryota; Metazoa; Arthropoda; Malacostraca; Decapoda; Cambaridae
Source: RefSeq, a predicted model, not a curated record
CGGCCACAUCGUCCCAAUGACAAAGGCUGGGAAACGGUUCUGCGUGGUUUACACUCUUGUUGGUGUCCCUGUAACCUGCAUCCUUCUAACCAACUACGCGGAUAUGCUUUGCAACUGCAUAUUUCAGCUCUAUACCACCGCCAAGAAACGUCACCAACGGCACCAGAAGGCACUGCUGCAUGGCAUCAUUUUGAUGGUCAUAUGCGUGGGCUUGACCUUGCUGACGUUGCUGCCGUCGGUGGUACUCUCCAAGCUGGAGGACUGGAGUUACGAGGACGCUCUCUACUUCACCUUCAACACCAUCACAACCAUCGGUUUCGGGGAUUUGAUUGCUGGGGAUAAUACUGAUGUACCAUAUCGGGACCUCUACAAAAUGGGAAUUGUUGUGUGGAUUAUGCUGGUUCUCAUCUACUGGUUCUUACUACAUAGCUUCCUUAAGAAGGCCUUGAAAAACGUAGCUGUUCACAAAAUCAAGAAAACAAAAAAUAUGUCCACUAGAGUUGCAAUGCAAUCAGCGUUCUUCACGGAGCUGGUUGGUAAGGUAAGUUUCGUCAUAACAAUGUUCAUGAAAAAGUUUUAAAUCAGUGUUCAUUUGAUUUUUUUCCUGCCAUUAGCAUUUAGUCGGAUGCAGCUAGAAACUGUGCACAAACUCUUGUGGAAGUAAUGACAGUGAAAAGCUCCAAAUUAUUGUGGAAAUUAAUAAAUAUUCAGAUCAAAUCUGUUAAUCACGUAUGCAAGUUUAAUGGAGAUUUGACGCUUGGAACUAUUUUAUUAUGUAAGGAAAUCAUACAAGCUAAUCUUAAUUUCUACCUCUCCCAUAUCUGCUUCAUCUGAGUUUAUUUCUAUGAUUGAACUGUGGCCUGAAUAUGGCGUUGUAAAAUAUUAAACCACAUACUUGGUGGAAAGUUUUGUUAAGUACUUUAAUAUCAAUAUUAGCCAAAAGCACUUCCAUGCUUUCAAUAAUUUGCAUAUUUGUUCAGUAUAAAUGUGCUUUUGAAAAAAAUAAUGUACAUGGUCCUGUGUUAAAACAGACGCCUUUAUAUUUUAUCUCUGAUCUCUAUGUAUAAUAUGCUAUUAUCCCAAUUCUUGUAACUAUCUUU